This is a messenger RNA of Momordica charantia (bitter melon), 1892 nucleotides long. RefSeq names its product alpha-1,3-mannosyl-glycoprotein beta-1,2-N-acetylglucosaminyltransferase (gene CGL1). Gene Ontology annotation, cellular component: Golgi apparatus. The record is from RefSeq and is a predicted model, not a curated record. Gene Ontology annotation, molecular function: alpha-1,3-mannosylglycoprotein 2-beta-N-acetylglucosaminyltransferase activity. NCBI's taxonomy places the organism in Eukaryota, Viridiplantae, Streptophyta, Magnoliopsida, Cucurbitales, Cucurbitaceae.
AUGUUUAGCACGAAAACAAAAGCGCACGUUGGCAAGCAAACGUGAAGGAGAAGGAGAAAGGAGAAGGAAACCAUGAGUUUCCAAGAACUGAAUUGACUCGUAGUCGUCGCGACUGCAAAUCUGAUUUAUUUAAGAGAGAGAUUCAACAAUUCGAAUUGUAAUUAUCAUCAUCGUUGGUGUUUUUUCGAUUUUCUGUUCAGAUAUGGGUAGUUUCUUCUGCGAUUUCCGGUUCCUACUUUUCGUUGCAGCCGUGGCGUUCAUCUACAUCCAGAUGCGGCUAUUCGCGACCCAAUCACAAUAUGCAGAUCGUCUAGCUGAUGCAGUUGAGUCAGAGAAUCACUGUACCAGUCAAAUGCGAUUACUAAUUGAUCAGAUAAGCAUGCAACAAGGACAAAUUGUGGCCCUUGAAGAAGAAAGGAAACACCACUUUGACGAACGUAUCCAGCUGAAGACUCUACUUCAAGAUCUUGAAAGCAAAGGUCUGCAACAACUUACAGACAAAACACAGGUGCCUGUGGCAGCUGUUGUAAUUAUGGCAUGCAAUCGUGCAGAUUAUCUGGAAAGGACUAUUAAGUCUGUUCUAAAAUAUCAAACAACCGUUGCUUCAAAAUAUCCUGUUUUUGUUUCCCAGGAUGGUACAAACCCCGAUGUAAAAAGAAUGGCUCUUAGCUAUGAUCAGUUGACCUAUAUGCAGCAUUUAGAUUAUGGAGAAGUGGAAACUGAAAGGCCAGGGGAGUUGAUUGCAUAUUACAAAAUUGCACGUCAUUACAAAUGGGCGUUGGAUCAGUUAUUCUACAAGCAUAAUUUCAACCGUGUGAUUAUCCUUGAAGAUGAUAUGGAAAUUGCUCCUGAUUUUUUCAGUUACUUUGGGGCUGCAGCAAUGCUACUUGAAAAGGAUAAGACCAUAAUGGCCGUCUCUUCAUGGAAUGACAAUGGACAAAAGCAGUUUGUGCAUGAUCCUUAUCUAUUGUAUCGCUCAGAUUUCUUUCCAGGACUUGGUUGGAUGUUGACUAAAUCUAUUUGGGAUGAGCUAUCACCGAAGUGGCCCAAAGCUUAUUGGGAUGACUGGUUGAGAUUGAAGGAGAAUCACAAAGGUCGCCAAUUUAUUCGUCCAGAAGUGUGCAGAACAUAUAAUUUUGGUGAGCAUGGCUCCAGUAUGGGCCAAUUUUUCAGGCAAUACCUCGAGCCAAUCAAGUUGAAUGACGUUCAAAUCGACUGGAAGUCUAUGGAUUUGAGCUACCUGAUGGAGGACAAAUAUGUGAAGUACUUUGCAGAUGUUAUUAGAAAUGCAAAACCCGUUUAUGGAAAUGAUGCAGUUAUGAAGGCUUUUAAUACUGUUGGUGAUGUUCGAAUCGAGUACCGAGACCAGCCAGACUUUGAUCGAAUUGCUCGGCAGUUUGGAAUUUUUGAAGAAUGGAAGGAUGGUAUACCAAGGACAGCAUAUAAAGGAGUGGUUGUUUUUAGACACCAGACCCAAAGGCGUGUAUUCCUGAUUGGCCCGGAUUCUCUAAAGCGUUUGGGAAUAUAAAGUGCAUGUUGUUAUACGAGAGACAGGAGGCGAUCGAGCUACUAAUUAUUCGAACUCAAGAACUUCUCUAACUGCCCCAUUCUCAACUUACUGCAUAGGCAAUAUGGAGUUCCACUGGUUGGUUUUAUUCUCGGACGACCGAAUACGCGCUGCUGAUUACAGGCAAGAAAAAUACUUGAUGAACAUUUUAAUUUGGUAAGGUGAAGUAGUAGUUGAGAAUUAGCAUGUUAAUUUAAUGUGUAUGAUGUGAGCUUCAGAUCUGGAUGUGAAUUCAAAUGUUUUUUUUCAAAAUAUAGUGGGGUUUUGCCAAUUUCUCACUAUCACGGUAAUAAGAGCGAGAACAUAGCAUUCUUAUAUUGUUGGU